CGUUCUUCUUCCUCUCCUGUGUUCAACAGUCAAGAAGGCUCAUUAGCUAACCAAUUGAACACGUUUACGAUGGCUCCAAAGUCUCUCAAGCUUAACCACACUUGUCUUCGUGUGAAGGACCCAAAGGCCUCUGUGGAGUUCUACACUUCCAAGUUUGGCUUCCAGCUCUUGGAACAUAAGAAGUUCCCAGAUAUGAAGUUCGAUCUCUACUUCCUCGCCUACCCACAUAAGGACGCUGAGGGCGCAUCGCUGCCCUUUGGAAGAGAAGGUGUUUUGGAAUUGACCCAUAACUACGGCACUGAGAACGAUCCAGGGUUCAAGAUCAACAACGGUAACGUUGAGCCUCACAGAGGAUUUGGACAUAUCUGCGUGUCUGUUGACAACAUUGAAGUUGCCUGUGAUGAGCUGGAGAAGCAGGGUGUCAAGUUCCAGAAGAAGCUGACGGAUGGCCGUCAGAAGAACAUUGCCUUUGCUCUGGAUCCAGAUGGCUACUGGGUCGAGUUGAUUGAGAACGGUAUUGGCAAGCAGGAUGGUAAGACGGAUGUCUCGUCCUACAGAUUGAACCACACCAUGAUCCGUGUUAAGGAUGCUCAAAGAUCUAUCAGAUUCUACAGAGAAGUGCUUGGUAUGAAGCUGUUGUCCACUUCUGAGCACCCAAAUGCUGAGUUUACUCUGUACUUCCUCGGAUUCAACGACGACGACUCAUUCGUUGAAAAUUCGUUGACAAGGGAAGAACAGGCAGCUCUGGAAGGUGUGUUGGAGUUGACUUGGAACUGGGGAACCGAGAAGGAUGAGGGAUUCAAAUACCACAACGGUAAUGCCCAGCCUCAGGGCUAUGGCCAUAUCGGAAUCUCCACUGACGAUGCGGAGUCUUACUGUGCCAACAUUGUUGCCAAGUUCGGUGAUGAAGUUCAAUGGAACUUGAAAUAUGACGCUGGUAAGCUCAAGAACAUUGCCUUCGUCAGAGACCCAGAUGACUACUCGAUCGAAAUCCUCGCUACAAAGCCAAAGUUGUAAACUACAUCCUGUUCUGUAACGAAUACACGCCAGCAAAUGUUCAAAAUCACACUAUGUACAAAAUAACGAUAAAGCAAACAAACUAAACGCUAGAAACAGUCCCAUAGGGUUGUCUGUCCGCUCACUUCUUGUUUGCAGCUUGUUCUGCCAUGUACUCCUUCUUCAACUUUGUGAGCUCUUCCUCCGUGAUUGGAGGGAUUGGAACAUCGCUGAAAUCAUCCUUGCCGAGGAAACUGUAGGUAUAAGCGUAGAUGGAGACCGUUAUGGUCGACAAAACAGCAAACGUGGCAGCGUUCUUCCAGAAGAACGGUCUUCUGGCCCUGAUCAUUGCAGGUGUCAUCUUGAACGUUCUUGGAUCAUGGUACUUGGAUUGUUGUCUUUGAAGCUAGGUGUUAGUAAUAGCGCUCGCACCGCUCCAGCCCC
Molecule: messenger RNA, 1440 nt
Organism: Williopsis jadinii
Lineage: Eukaryota; Fungi; Ascomycota; Saccharomycetes; Phaffomycetales; Wickerhamomycetaceae
Gene: GLO1
Product: lactoylglutathione lyase GLO1
Exons: 1
Coding region: 70-1017 (315 amino acids)
Molecular function (GO): metal ion binding; lactoylglutathione lyase activity
Source: RefSeq, a predicted model, not a curated record